Colletotrichum gloeosporioides is the source of this 213-nucleotide messenger RNA. RefSeq lists its product as uncharacterized. The record is from RefSeq and is a predicted model, not a curated record. Bases 1 to 213 code for a protein of 70 amino acids. NCBI's taxonomy places the organism in Eukaryota, Fungi, Ascomycota, Sordariomycetes, Glomerellales, Glomerellaceae. The transcript has a single exon.
AUGGCCGCCGACCAGAUUCGAUCAACCGAGACGAUCAAGAUUUUGCCGACAGUCUUAGUUAUCAUCGACUUAGACCUGAAGAAGGUCAUUCACCCCGCCGUCCGAGAAGAGUCCGUUACAAUGGUGGGCGAGAUCUCCCAGGAACCUACCCAGACUCUCAGCCUAGUGACUACCGACAUGAAUACGAUUCAGACGACAAUUCGAACUCUCUAG